Molecule: messenger RNA, 3058 nt
Organism: Otolemur garnettii (small-eared galago)
Lineage: Eukaryota; Metazoa; Chordata; Mammalia; Primates; Galagidae
Gene: SLC25A23
Product: solute carrier family 25 member 23
Exons: 11
Coding region: 168-1682 (504 amino acids)
Biological process (GO): transmembrane transport
Cellular component (GO): mitochondrial inner membrane
Molecular function (GO): calcium ion binding; ATP transmembrane transporter activity
Source: RefSeq, a predicted model, not a curated record
UAGCAGUCACCACCCCUAGCAAGCCCCAGAACCCAGCCAGCAGCGCGGAGGCUGCGGAGCCGGUGGCCGCGGAGCUGCCUCUGUGGGGCUCCGGGGGGGAGGGGGAGCCGCAAAGCCCCCGCUGAGGCCAUCGCUGCCGGGCCUCCCCUCCCCCCCGGGCCUUCGCCAUGCGGGGGGGCCCAGGAGACGCUGAGCGGCGACAGCGCUGGGGUCAGCUCUUCGAGGAGCUGGACAGUAAUAAGGAUGGCCGCGUGGACGUGCACGAGUUGCGCCGGGGACUGGCCAAGCUGGGCGGGGGCGACCCAGACCGCUGCGCCCAACAGGGCAUCUCUCAUGAGGAUGACACUGACCCAGGUGGCGGGCUCAACUUGGAAGAGUUCUCCCAAUAUCUGCAGGAGCGAGAACAACGCCUGCUGCUUAUGUUUCAUAGCCUUGACCGGAACCAGGAUGGUCAUAUUGACAUCUCAGAGAUCCAGCAGAGUUUCCAAGCUUUGGGCAUUUACAUCUCUCUGGAGCAGGCAGAGAAAAUUCUGCACAGCAUGGACCGUGACGGCACAAUGACCAUCGACUGGCAGGAAUGGCGAGACCAUUUCCUGUUGCAUUCACUGGAAAACGUGGAGGAUGUGCUCUAUUUCUGGAAGCAUUCCACGGUUCUGGAUAUUGGUGAAUGCCUGACUGUGCCAGAUGAAUUCUCAAAGCAGGAGAAACUGACAGGCAUGUGGUGGAGGCAACUGGUGGCUGGUGCAGUGGCAGGAGCUGUAUCGCGGACAGGCACAGCCCCUCUGGACCGCCUGAAGGUCUUCAUGCAGGUUCAUGCUUCCAAGACCAACCGGCUGAAUGUCCUGGGGGGCCUUCAGAGCAUGAUCCAAGAAGGGGGUAUUCGCUCCCUAUGGCGUGGUAAUGGUAUUAAUGUACUCAAGAUAGCACCUGAGUCAGCUAUCAAGUUCAUGGCCUAUGAACAGAUCAAGCGGGCUAUCCUGGGGCAUCAGGAGACACUGCAUGUGCAGGAACGCUUUGUGGCUGGCUCCCUGGCUGGUGCCACAGCCCAAACCAUCAUUUACCCAAUGGAGGUGCUGAAGACACGGCUGACCCUGCGCCGGACAGGCCAGUACAAGGGACUGCUGGACUGCGCCAGACGGAUCCUGGAGCGAGAAGGGCCACGUGCCUUCUACCGCGGCUACCUACCCAAUGUACUAGGCAUCAUUCCCUAUGCGGGCAUCGACCUGGCUGUCUAUGAGACUCUGAAGAAUUGGUGGCUCCAGCAAUACAGCCACGACUCGGCAGACCCAGGCAUCCUCGUGCUCCUGGCCUGUGGCACCAUCUCCAGCACCUGCGGCCAGAUAGCCAGUUAUCCCCUGGCACUGGUCCGGACCCGCAUGCAGGCCCAAGCCUCCAUCGAUGGUGGCCCCCAGCCGUCCAUGCUGGGCCUGCUCCGUCACAUCCUGUCCCAGGAGGGCAUGCGAGGCCUCUACCGGGGCAUUGCCCCCAACUUCAUGAAGGUCAUUCCUGCUGUGAGCAUCUCCUAUGUGGUCUACGAGAAUAUGAAGCAGGCCUUGGGGGUCUCGUCCAGAUCACUGGAUCCUGCAUCUCCACAUCCCAAAGAUGAACCCACAUUUCCCUGUCCCACCCACUGUGUCGUUGGCUCCCAGGUCAUAACUACUGGAUCCCACUUAGGUCAGUGAAUGGAUCCCAAUAUCCCAACCACAGGAGCACCUGUCACCCCCACCCACCUCAACACUCAGAUCCCAGCUCCCUCAGGCACCAGGUCCAAUGUCUUCAUGCAGCACUGGACCCCAGAUCCCCUAAUCCCAGGUCUCCAUGCCUUGAGUCCUUGAUCUCCAAGCUCGGCCACUGGAUUCUGGAUGUCAAGAAACCUCAGCCACUGGAUCCUGACAGUGCUAGAUCCUGGUGCCCCAUCACUGGAUCCAAGAUCCCCUCUCCCCAACCAUUGGAUUCCUGAAUUAUUUUUUGCCUCAACACUGCGUGCUGGAUCCCUACACUUGGAGCACUACACCAUCAGUCCCAACCACUGGAUCCCAGGUUCCCACAUCCCAGCAUUCCAGAUUCUGGCUCCUAAAACAAAUGAGGGAUCCCAGCAGCACAGCAAGUGCAUCCUGGCAACUGCAGCUGCUGGAUUCUGAUCUAGAUCCCAGAUUCCCUCACCCCAUUGCACCGGAUGCUGGAACCUCACAUGCAGAUGGCAGACCCUGGUGCUACCAGGCAUGGGGCUUCAAGACCUCAAUUCCUGGUUUCUGAUCUGAACACACCAGGCACUGGGUUCCCAAUGCUCAGACCCCAAGUCUAUAUCCCAAUAUCCCAGUCAUAGCAUCCUGGGUACCAUGUACCCUCAUUCCAGACACGUACGGCUCACCCCCAUGAUGGGAGAUCGCCUGGUCGAGUAACCUCAAAGGAAGCCCAGAACCCACCUGUCCCCUCCACCCCCAGCUCCAGAACACUUACAGGAUUUGUCCCAAGUCCUGAUAAGGCUCAUCGCCAGGCAACAGGGAGAGAGGGGUGCCUCUCCUACACUUCCCACAACCUGUAUGGGUGCUGGAUGCUGCCUCCCCUAUAUCUGGGCCCUGUGGGGAACCUGUUCCCACCCCCCCACCCGAUGUGUCUUCCACCGCCUUCCCCUUUUAUAGACUAAUAACCCCAAAAUCCCAAGUCUGGAAGGUCCAGUCACUCUUGGGGGCUUCACACAUUAGAAGCCAGGAGUAAAUCUACAUAGCCCACCUUUCACUAAACCCAAGCAUCCAAUUAUGCAAAAACAAGUCAAGUCCCCAAACUCAUUCCAGAUCUAUUUUUCUAGCAGAGAGAGGAGCAGAGCCUCCCUCCCCCUCCAGCCCAAGCUCACCGUCCCUCACCCCCAUACAUUCUGCACUUUAUCAUUGGAUUCUGAGCUUAGAAUAAUUGGGGGGCCCCACUAAGGGAAAGAGAGCCUGGGAUGUUGUGGGGCUGAAGGACUCCCCAUGGCUUCCACCUCUACCGUGCCCCACCUCCCUGCCUGUUUGUGUUAUUUCAAAGGAAGAUAACAAAAGGAAUAAAUUUUCUAAGCUCC